This is a messenger RNA of Puccinia graminis f. sp. tritici CRL 75-36-700-3, 687 nucleotides long. RefSeq lists its product as uncharacterized. The record is from RefSeq and is a predicted model, not a curated record. The coding region runs from base 1 to 687 and encodes 228 amino acids. The transcript is spliced from 5 exons. NCBI's taxonomy places the organism in Eukaryota, Fungi, Basidiomycota, Pucciniomycetes, Pucciniales, Pucciniaceae.
AUGCAAAAAGAUAUCGAACAAACCGUAGGCUUCCAUUAUGUCGAGCAACGUUCAACCAAAAAGAAUCGGAAACGACGCAAUAAUGGAAAACACAGCGCAACUCUCGAUCUAGUCACUCGAGCGCCGCUCGAUUUGAGUCAGCAUCUUGAGAACAGGAGGUCUGCGAUGGAAAAGUCUCAGUGGCUCAGCCUAUCCUCAACUUGGUUUGCUCAGUGUUUGAAUGAUCCGGGAACGCCAGGUCCACCUCGAAAAAUUACAUGCUUGGCAUUGGGCUCAUUUUCACCGGAUGCCGCUUACCAGCCCGUGUUGACCCCAGGAGUUGCAUCCUGCACUGGGAUCCAUGGCUUAAAACAAAGUCAAUUCCAAUUGGUUUUCUUGUUGGAUGUGAUCCUACCUAUCUUGUCCGCACAUCAACGGCCUGAAAAUCCGGCGAAUCCAGAACAUCAAAUCCCUUCGCCUAAUGAUAUGCCAGAAAGGUCAAAUUUGAUGGUUUCCUUCUAUGACCCCGCCUUUACCGAGAAGGAUAAGGAGAACUUGCGGAACAUGGGUCAUGUGGUGCUGGAUGCUAUUAGGAACCCAGUCUUCGCUGCGAGCAGCCUACAUUUUUUUACAUGCCGCACGCCCCCAAGACCCUCUAUGAACGUCUUGUGUGCGAAAACAGCCCGCCAGAUGAUGAAGAUAACUUAA